AUGUAUAAAACUGAAGACUCUAUGGACCACCGAGAUCAUGGAAGCCCUCAAAAGAGGCCAAAUUUGUCUCUAACCCCAUUCUCGAUCUCGGACAUCCUGAAGGGUAGGACAACAGCAACCAUCAGAGCCCAGGAGGAUCAAGCCCUGGACAUGACAAGGAAGUCAGAAGGAAUGCCUUACCAAGGAGAGGAUGUUCUCCAUCGUGCAGUACUACGGGAGACGUCCCCGGGGUUGAUCUACUUGAGGCCGUCCUUCGCGGCCAAACCACUGUCUGGGGAGUCCUGCCGCAAGAAGCGCUCCAGAGCUGCAUUCUCCCACUCCCAGGUGUACGAGCUGGAGCGUAGGUUCAACCAGCAGCGGUAUUUGUCUGGACCGGAACGCGCUGAUCUAGCCCACGCUCUCAGACUCACGGAAACCCAGGUCAAGAUCUGGUUCCAGAACCGUCGCUACAAGACCAAGCGAAGGCAGCUGCUGGCUGACAGCCCUGGCAAGAGGGUGGCAGUCAAGGUUCUGGUACGCGAUGAUCGCCCAGUGUCAGCCCUCAGAACUGGAACCAUGUUCCCUGGAGCGCAAACUCUUCAGAUCCCGUUCCCGGCGUACUACUACUAUCCCUUUCUGGGAGCAGCUCCUGCUCCAGGAGAUGGCGACGCCGACGAUGAAGACAGCGACUGCCCCCUCAACGUCGUCGACGACAUCCCUUCCACCUCCAGUCACAGCCACAGUCACCUGGACUAGAGAAGUCCUGAACUUAGAAUCCACUGAUUCACUUUUUUGUCUGUUAAACUUACGCACAUGUGCUGGCACUUCUACGCAACAGUACUGGAGAUCAAUGUAUUUGGUGCGAUUCAGAGCACAAAAUAACUCAACUGCAAUAAUAACAAACCUUUAAAAGUUGAAGAUAGUUUAAUUUUAGUCUUUAUAAAUUUUUUAUAGAUAUUUUUUCUGUUUUAGGGACUUAUUGAAAUCGUUAUUUUGUCCAAUCGUAAGUGCAACCAUUCUUCACAUAAAAGUCCUAGAGACUUAAAACUUGAUUCAUAGAUUCCACUCGGUCCAAAGAAGAACCCAAUUGACUUUCGUAUCAAAAUGUCAAAGGCAUGUCCGCCAGUGAAAUACUUUUUUUAUACUGUGACGACUCUCCCCUUGUUCACUUUGUAAAGAUCCUCGCACAGCCAAUGACCCACGAGAACGGGUAGAAUAAGGCUUAAAGCUUCUCCUUCAAAAAUAAAAUUAUAAUAAAUGGUUGUAGAGGCUUGAGACUUGGUUUGUAUGUCCUCUUAGUCCAAAAAGGAACUCUAUUGAUUUCGAGUUUAAAGAUCACAUGAAAGGCCAUCUGUAUGUCUGUCCGUCUGUGCGAUACUCUUGAUAGAAAGGUUCCAGAGACUUGAAACUUGGUAUGUAGGUUCCUCUAGAUCCAAAAAGGAACCCUAUUUAUUUUGAGUCUAAAGGUUACAUGAAAGUCCAUCUGUUUGUCUGAAAGUCUUUGCGAUACUCUUGAUAGAAAGGUUCCAGAGACUUAAAACUUGGUAUGUAGGUUCCUCUAGAUCCAAAAAGGAACCCUAUUUAUUUUGAGUCUAAAGGUUACAUGAAAGUCCAUCUGUUUAUCUGAACGUCUUUGCGAUACUCUUGAUAGAAAGGUUCUAGAGACUUAAAACUUGGUAUGUAGGUUCCUCUAGAUCCAAAAAGGAACCCUAUUUAUUUUGAGUCUAAAGUUUACAUGAAAGUCCAUCUGUUUAUCUGAACGUCUUUGCGAUACUCUUGAUAGAAAGGUUCUAGAGACUUAAAACUUGGUAUGUAGGUUCCUCUAGAUCCAAAAAGGAACCCUAUUUAUUUUGAGUCUAAAGUUUACAUGAAAGUCCAUCUGUUUAUCUGAACGUCUUUGCGAUACUCUUGAUAGAAAGGUUCUAGAGACUUAAAACUUGGUAUGUAGGUUCCUCUAGAUCCAAAAAGGAACCCUAUUUAUUUUGAGUCUAAAGGUUACAUGAAAGUCCAUCUGUUUAUCUGAACGUCUUUGCGAUACUCUUGAUAGAAAGGUUCUAGGGACUUGAAAGUUGGUAUAUAGGUUCCUUUUGGUCCAGAAAGGAACCAUAUUGAUUUUAAAUUUAAAAAUUAAAGAAAAUUCCAUCUGUCUGUCUGUAUGUCUGAGCGAUACUCCUGAUAGAAAGGUUGUACAGACUUGGAACUUGGUAUAUAGGUUCCUUUUGGUCCAGAAAGGAACCUUAUUUUAUUUGAGUAUAAUGGUCAAUUGAUCAAUUGGUAUACAGGUUUCCCUUGGUUAAUGGAAAAACUCUAUUAAUUUUAGGGUAAAAACGAAGAAGGGGAGUCCACACUGUCCGUAUGUGCUCUAACUUUGUUACGUUAUGUUGGGUCCUUCGAUACUCUGUUGCAGUGGUAUAUUUAACAACUGAAAAUGUUUAAAAUUUUAGAGAUAACAGUGUUGUCCUGUGCCACAUUUUAACAGUUUUUGCCUUUUCAAAUUACCAACGGUAUAACUCAGUAAAAGAAACGAGUUAAUAGUUGAUAGCAAACUUAAUUAAGCAUCCUUAAAUUAUAAUUACUGUAUAUUUUAGUAGCAGUAUGUUUGGUGUAUCACAGACACAUGUACAAAAUAGACUGUAAACUUUCAACCAUUGUCAUAAGGGAAACUGCCUAUUAUCUAGUCAUAAUUAAUGUUAAUACAAAUCAAUAAUACAGCAAGCACUAAAUGUUUUAAGUGGA
Molecule: messenger RNA, 2715 nt
Organism: Homalodisca vitripennis (glassy-winged sharpshooter)
Lineage: Eukaryota; Metazoa; Arthropoda; Insecta; Hemiptera; Cicadellidae
Product: homeobox protein zampogna-like
Exons: 4
Coding region: 1-735 (244 amino acids)
Biological process (GO): regulation of transcription by RNA polymerase II; cell differentiation
Cellular component (GO): nucleus
Molecular function (GO): RNA polymerase II cis-regulatory region sequence-specific DNA binding; DNA-binding transcription factor activity, RNA polymerase II-specific
Source: RefSeq, a predicted model, not a curated record